AUGGCCUCAGAUCCAGCAACAUCCGCACCAGCAAACCUCAAGAUUCUACUUAUUGGAGACUCUUCUGUAGGCAAGAGUUCCUUGCUGCUGCGCUUUUCGGAUCAGAGCUUCCUCAGCGAGGAGGAAUCGUCCGCAACGAUCGGGGUGGACUUUAAGGUGCAAAGAAUCGAGGUGGAUGGUGUCAAGUACAAGCUGAGUAUAUGGGACACGGCCGGGCAGGAACGAUUUCGCACCAUAACCUCAUCUUACUACCGCGGUGCGCAGGGGGUGAUACUAGUGUACGAUGUCUCCUCGCGAGAGAGCUUUGACGACCUCCCCCGGUGGUUCACUGAGCUGGAGACAUACUGCGGCCCAAGUGUGGCUAAGGUGAUAGUAGGGAACAAGAUUGACAAAGAGUUUAGCCGACGUGUACCAACCGCCGAAGGACAGGCAUACGCCGAAAGGAUGGGUGCUCUUUUCCUUGAGAGUUCUGCAAAACGCGGUAUACACGUAGACGAAGUGUUCCAGACUAUCGUGCGCAAGAUUGUGGCAACCCCAGAACUAUGGCAGAAGAAUAAACCGGGCACGGCUAAUGUGAAUACUAUGCCUGGAGCAGGUGUACGACUCGAACAGCCAGGGCAAGUGGAGCAUCCAGGAUGUGGAUGCUAG
Messenger RNA from Dacryopinax primogenitus, 648 nucleotides. RefSeq names its product ras-domain-containing protein. The record is from RefSeq and is a predicted model, not a curated record. Gene Ontology annotation, molecular function: GTPase activity; GTP binding. The transcript is spliced from 6 exons. Bases 1 to 648 code for a protein of 215 amino acids. Lineage: Eukaryota; Fungi; Basidiomycota; Dacrymycetes; Dacrymycetales; Dacrymycetaceae. Gene Ontology annotation, biological process: protein secretion; regulation of exocytosis.